Ailuropoda melanoleuca (giant panda) is the source of this 1368-nucleotide messenger RNA. Its product is annotated as nuclear pore-associated protein 1-like. The transcript is spliced from 3 exons. NCBI's taxonomy places the organism in Eukaryota, Metazoa, Chordata, Mammalia, Carnivora, Ursidae. The annotation marks the transcript as partial. The record is from RefSeq and is a predicted model, not a curated record.
GUACUCUCUUCCACCAGUAUCUGCCACCAGUAAAUCCUGUAAGAGAAAAAUACCCAUGCCGCUUUUGGUGCCUCUGCCAUCACCGUUGCCACUUCAAUGGGGUAGAGGUGAGUUGCCCCCACCUCCUAAGCUUCCGUGCAUAGCUGUUGACAAAGAUCUGGACACAGUGAAGAAUACCGAGGAUCAGAGUAAGAAGAUCUUGGAGGACACAACAGACAUCCUGGCACACUGCUCUGCCACUCCACCUGCUCCUUGCUCCUCCCUACUUGCCUCAGGGACUGCUGACUCCCUGCCCCUGGCCACUGAGACUUUGCAGGUCCCUGUUCCUGCCGCCGCCUUGGCUGACCUAUCUGCCAGGCCCCCGAUCCCAUCUGGCCCUCCAUCUUCGCCAACAGAAAACAACGAUCAGGAUGCAGGAUCUAGUGGAGACUGUCUUCAUCCAGUCAGUGCUGUAACACCUCUAUCUGACAGCACAGCCCCCACGGCUAACACUUCAACCUUCUCAUUACAGCCACCGUCCUGCAAAGGAGAAUCCCCAACCCCUAUGUGUGUGGAUUCUCCCCCUCUUCUCCUACCCACCCCUCUUCCAAAUGGGCAGCAGCCUGGCAAUUCCUACCUGUUGGGAAAACCAGUAGCCCCAACACAAGCUAUAAGCCCAAAGGCUACUGUAGCCAAGCUACCCAAAAUCAGCAUAAUGCAAUCAGGUCUUGCAGGCUCUGCAUUUGGCACUGCUGUCAACAACCAGAAGGCCUUUGGAAACAAGGCAGGUAUUCUCCACAUUGGCGUACCUACCACGACUGGCUGUGCAGUUGCCACUGGGAUGCCCAGUGCUNCACCUACCACUACUGGCUGUGCAGUUGCCACUGGUAUGCCCAGUGCUGGGGACAGUAGCUCACUGCUUAAAGUCACUACUCUGGGCCAGAACGUGUUUACAGGACCUGCAGCCCCCAUGGUCAGUGGCAACCAUGGGGUUGGUGUAUCCAUCCAAGGCCCUUCUCAUUCACAGGCAGCUAGGGCAUACAACUUUGGGGCAGGACAGAAGGGGGCACCCACCACCACUGCCACACCUGCCUUUGCUCAGAUAACCUGCGCUCCAUCUCACAACAACAUGGUUGCUGCUGUCGGAGGGCCAAGCACUGUCCCCGUAUUUCAACACACAUCCAGCUCCACUUUGAAUCCAGGCACAUGGGGCCAAGCCAUCCAAAACAUGGGUGGUGUGCUCGUAGCAAAGGAUAACACUGGUCCCACCACUGGAGGACCUAGUGUGCCCACUACCCAUAAGUGUAUCCAGGGCUCAUCCAAAGACAGUAAACCUGCUGCAGGCAGAAGUGCCACUGCCAUGGAAAAGAAACACAUGUCAAAAGAUGU